This is a messenger RNA of Papaver somniferum (opium poppy), 2368 nucleotides long. RefSeq lists its product as uncharacterized. NCBI's taxonomy places the organism in Eukaryota, Viridiplantae, Streptophyta, Magnoliopsida, Ranunculales, Papaveraceae. The transcript is spliced from 6 exons. The record is from RefSeq and is a predicted model, not a curated record. Gene Ontology annotation, biological process: regulation of transcription by RNA polymerase II. The coding region runs from base 489 to 2159 and encodes 556 amino acids. Gene Ontology annotation, molecular function: RNA polymerase II cis-regulatory region sequence-specific DNA binding; DNA-binding transcription factor activity, RNA polymerase II-specific.
GAGCCCAAAAAGAGAUAAUGAGAUGAGAAAAGAUAAAGUAAAGUCUUCUUCACUCUUUGAUUAUCUGCCAUGAACAGGGGUUUUUUAGCAGAUAAAAAGAUUCCAGAUACUUGCUUUUUGAAUCAUUACAUAGAGUGUACGAAAAACAGAGGAAGGAAGGAAGACAAAGCAAAAUCUGAUACAGAAAACGAUGGGUCCUCAAAAGCCUGUUUCAAAAAUGAGUGCUUCUGCUUCAACAACAGUUUUGAGUUUCAGCUGCAAAUUUCAGGUCUUCUUGGAGUUCACUCAUUCUUCUAAGUGGUUGUUGCUGCUACUGGUACUAGUUUGCUGCUGUGCAUUCAAGGUAAAUGUUACAUGACAGUUGGAUCUAUUCUGCGAACUUAAUUUUUUGUAUGAGCUCGAAAAGCUAGUACAGGACAGCUUACAUGGUAGUUUAGAACUUCUGGCCAAGUUAAAUUUUGCACAAUUCAAGAAUAUCUUCUGGUAUAAUGGAUGAUGGAAGGGUGAAUUUUCCGGGCUAUACAGAUCCAAAUUCUUUGCUCAUUGAUGGAAUCAUGUCCAAUAUAAGUUCACUAGUUCAGACAGAUACUAUGGAUUUUAACAGCCUCAGCCAAAUGAUGGAUAGAUAUUCUUCAGUUUCAGCAUUGCAGGGAGAACCAACAUGUAAUCUUCGGAUCGAUAAUUUUGGUGCUAUUAGUGAUCCAAAUAUACCACUUUCUAGAAAUACUAUUGGGAUUAGUAACAGGGAUCCUCCAGAGCAAAUUUUUCGAGGAACAGCCUUGACUGAUGCUUCAUAUGCUACAAGCAGUAACGGUCAAGAAAUCCUCAAUGGAGUGAGCAUAUCUUCGUCCUCGGGAAUGGAUUCAGGAGAUUUGAGUUCUGUUGUUUCAAACAAUCGCGGUAUUGGUACUUCACAAUUGCCAUGUAAUGCAUAUAUGAACUUUGGGCAUAAUUUGGUGCGAAGUGAUCCAGAGUUCUUGGCACAGGAAAAUGAUUUAAGUUGGCCUCGUCAACUGGAUAGUAGAUGGGAAUUUGAUAACCAUUCCAUGAGAAAUUCAUACACCACGGGAUGGAAUUCGCAAGAAACAUCUAAUUCAGGCGUGGAUCAGCAUCCAUAUAACUACCAUAUGCCCACAAAUCAUGUCAGUCGCACAACUUUUGAACCUUCUACAAUUGAUGUACCAAAUAUCCCAGAUUGGUCCUCAGAAAUGAAUUGUUCGGGGUCUUUUCGGGAAAUUGGAUGUUCUGAUCAAACUUGUAGGCUUGAGGAGCCUUCUCUUGAUGCUGGUACACAUAGACCGGUUUCAGUCUCUCAAGAAUCAUCCUCAGGAUCAGAUUAUCUCCAAGUACUGCAACAAAUACUGGCUGAUGUAGCAAGCUUUUCACUUGGAGGUUUCGAGAAUGGGAAAACAUCUUCAGAACGAUCCAAUAUGGGUGCAAAGACAUCAGGUUCUUCAAACUGCCACACUGAGAAGGGAAAGAAGGGGAUGUUCCCUUAUCCUCCUGUAGAAAGCAGCUGCAGGGAUCAACCAAUUGUCACCUUGGAAAGGCGAGAAGUUGAAAGCAGAAAAGAUAAACUUUUGAAUCUCUUACAACUAGUUGACAGGAAAUACAAUGAAUGCAUGGAUGAAAUCCAUACAGUAAUAUCUGCAUUCCGAGCUGCAACAGAGUUAGAUGCGCAGAUAUACACUCGCUUUACUCUUCAUACCGUCUCUUCAGCGUACAAGAAUCUGAGGGACAGAAUUGCCAACCAAAUACUAAUAAACCAAGACUGUCUCAGCCGUCAAAGUGUGAAGGAGGAUCCAUCUUUGGAGUCUUCAUUCAUCCAAAACCAAUGGGCUCUGCAGCAGCUAAAGAGAAAAGGUCAUCAUUUAUGGAGGCCACAAAGAGGCUUGCCAGAAAAAUCUGUUUCAGUCCUGCGAGCUUGGAUGUUUCAGAACUUCCUUCAUCCGUACCCAAAUGACGCGGAAAAGCAUUUGCUCUCAAUAAGAAGUGGACUGACAAGGAGCCAGGUCUCUAAUUGGUUCAUAAAUGCACGUGUUCGACUCUGGAAGCCAAUGAUAGAAGCAAUGCAUGGAGAGAUUAAUAGCAGAAAGAUCUGUUCUAUUGAAGAUGAAAUUAACAGCGACGAUCAAAGCUGGAGUAACAUUAGUCACUGAUGAUUCAAGUUUAGCAUAACUGAAGAAAAUAGGUGUAAUGCACGCACACCUAUUCCAACAGACCUUAUCUCAUCACUGUCUGAUGUCCCUUUUGGUGUUAUAUUGUAUACUUACACAACCUAAAUGCACUGAAAUGCAUAUCCGUCGUUGGAAGAGCUUGUACAUUGCGACAUUAUAGUCGGUAUGAUGUUUAAUAUGGUGCGAUAAUC